AUGACAAACGGGGUGCGCAUAGUACCAAACAAGGUAAAACAAGAGCAAAAAAACCAAGAAGAGCAGGAAAGAAAAAAAAACUCUAAAGCUAGCAGUAGUAACGCACACAACACAGACAAGCCCACACCAAAAAAAGAUAAAGAAAAAGCAACAAAAACCCAACAAAAACAAGACACGAAAAAAAA
Molecule: messenger RNA, 185 nt
Organism: Culex pipiens pallens (northern house mosquito)
Lineage: Eukaryota; Metazoa; Arthropoda; Insecta; Diptera; Culicidae
Exons: 3
Source: RefSeq, a predicted model, not a curated record